AUGGAUACAUUUCCAGACGAGAUAUGGAUGUCCAUAUUUUCAGAAGCUUGCAUCGACGACGGCACUACGGGACGCUGGCUGGAACUCGUUUCAAAAGACUUUCAACGAUUAUCAAAACCAUUCAAAUACCAAUCGAUUUGCUUGCGCAGAGCGAAGCAAAUCAUCACGUUCGAUUCGAUCGUGAAGAGGCUCCCUCCUGGGUUCAAUGACGUCCAAUAUCUUCACAUCACAUGGCCCAACCCCUUCCUCGAUGUUUCCGAUGAUGAAAGUGAUGACGUUUACGUGGAUAGCACGGACGAUGAAACUGCGUGGACCGACGUCGAUUCUGAUGACGAUGGUGCCACACCUUCCAGUAGUGAAAGUGAUGGCGAGGAGGGUUUCGACACUACCUCAAACGGUAGCAGCGACUCAGAGGGCGAUGAAUAUGAACCUCUCACCUUGGAAGAAGAACAGGAGAUGAUUGCGGAUGCCGAAUUCGUUAUGGAUCGGGGAGAUCUAGACACACCAGUCGAGAUCAUGGCCGGUUGCUUUUACAGUUAUCCUGCCGAGUUGGCUCGCGGAAAUCAGGAUAUCCAAAAGGCCAUACAUGGCAUACUUGCAGCUAUCGCAUCUUCGUUGCGCAUCCUGAGCAUCCACUCGGCGAAUGGCCAAGACCCCAUGUCUAUCGCAGAACUGAUCCCAUUUCCGCUGCCCGUUCUUUCAGGCCUAUUUCUUUGCUCUCUAUCAGGCUGCCCUUCAAAGUGUAUGCCCCCGCGCAUUUUCCCCCGAUCCCGCCAUACCCCCUCCCUCGCUCCGCAAUUCAGCCAAUUGCAAUUUCCAUCAUUGACACAGGCGCAUAUCGCUGGAUUUGUAUGGCCUGAGCCCCCGUACAUUGUAAUAAACACUAUCUCGCCUCAGUUGAGGCACUUGCGCCUGCAGCGAAAUCACUUGAACUGGCGUGCUCCGAGUUCUUGGGAAAAUAGGCCGAAGAGGUCAAGCCUUUUCCUCUAUGUUGACUCACCCACCCGAACGCCGGCCGCCAGAGAGGCAGUAGACAUAUGGAAGAAUGCGAGAGAGCUUGAAGAUCAUUCGACGUUCGCCAGCCUCAUCGGCAUGGAGUCACCAGAGGAUUAUUUACCUGAAAGGUGGGAGAGGAGAUGGUGUACACAAACACGCGGCCGAUUAGACGUUUCUGAGUGGUUUGCGGGUGACAAUCGCUUCGAUGUAGAUCUUGAGACGGGAGCCCGCAAAACUAGCUAA
This is a messenger RNA of Laccaria bicolor S238N-H82, 1239 nucleotides long. RefSeq lists its product as uncharacterized. NCBI's taxonomy places the organism in Eukaryota, Fungi, Basidiomycota, Agaricomycetes, Agaricales, Hydnangiaceae. The record is from RefSeq and is a predicted model, not a curated record. The transcript has 2 exons. Bases 1 to 1239 code for a protein of 412 amino acids.